AUGGCGGGGAGGGGGCUGGGGGCGGCCGGCGGCCCCUCCGGCGGUGGCGGGAAAAGAGCGGCGGGACACGUGCCGCGACCCAUGUACGAGCCCAUCAACACCUCAGCCCCGUCCAAGACGGACCUGGAGUUGGACGCCAAGCUGGAGGCGUUCAUGCGGGACAAUGUGCCGGUGAUGACGAGCGUCGAUCUGCGGAGGAGGGAGCAAGUGCUGGGGAAGAUUCGGGCCAUGUUUCUUCAGUGGGUAAUCGAUUCGGCCCUGGAGGCAGGCAUGUCGGAAGAAGCGGCAAAGGCUGCCGGAGGAAAGAUCUACACCUCCGGCUCUUACCGCCUCCGAAUACACGAGCCCAACUCCGACAUCGACGCUAUCUGCGUGGCUCCGCAGUUUUGCACAUCAGAGCUUUUCUUCACGACCCUGAAGGAGAGGCUCAUCGCCCACCCGCUUGUGGCGAACGUGAACGCCAUCCAGACCGCAGCGGUACCCAUCAUCGAGCUGGUGUUCGACGAGAUCGACAUCGACUUGGGCCUUGCCUGCUUGCCGGUGCCAACCGUGCCUCCAACCCUCGAUAUCGACGACGAUCAGGUUCCGAACUACGAUUCGUUCCUCCCGGUGGUGAGGUGCGUCCGGAGGUGGGCCAAAUCCAGGGGUUUGUACAGCAACAAGAUGGGAUACUUGGGAGGGGUGAACUUCAACAUCAUGGUGGCCUUCGCUUGUCAGAUGUACCCGAACGCCGGCCCGUCGACCCUUCUGCAUCGUUUCUUCAAGCUCAUGGCCGGUUGGAACUGGCCCAACGCCAUCCAGCUCGUGCAGCCCUACGACGCUGAGCUUGGGCUGGAGGUGUGGAACGCCCGAGCGAACAGCUGGCACUGCAUGCCCAUCAUCACCCCCGCGUACCCCGUGAUGAACUCCUCGGCAAACGUGUCCAGGUUCACGCUCGAUGUCAUGACCUCGGAGUUCUCAAGGGGUCUCGAGGUUGUAAACGGCAUCAUGAAAGAGAAGGGCUCUCUUUCGGCGUUCUCUAAGCUUUUUGAGCCCUCGGAUUUCUUCCUCAGGUACAACCACUACUUGGCCGUGGACAUGAUGGCGAGCAGCGAGGACGAGCACAGGGCCUGGGUCGGCUGGGUCGAAUCACGCCUACGAAAGGUGACCAACCGGUUCCGCAUGGAGUCUGUGGGGCACGCGACUUCCAGGGGUUUCCACAGGCCCGGGAUGGAUGUCAUGGCCACUGCCAAAUCUUGGAAGGCAACCAAGACCGGAGGCCCCGCGGUCAAGAAAGAAGACGCCGCCACCCCCACCGUAUCGCCGCCAACGCCGGUGGAGGCGGAGGCGGAGGCGGUGUCGGUAAAACCGGAAGCUGUGCUGGAAGGGGACUUGGACGACGAAGGCGCGACGAAGCUUGUUCUUAGUGGGGCAAGGGCGGCUUUGCCCGGCCAGAAGCGGAAGCGAGCCGUGGACGUGGUGGACCUGGUCGAUCUCGCACCCGUGGUGCCAUCCUGGAAGAACCGGCCCGGUCUGCCACCGCCGCCGCCGCCGUCGAGAAGGGGGGGCGGCAUGAAGCGCUUAACAGUGCAGCUGCUGCCCCACGCGGGGGGGGCUUCAUGA
This is a messenger RNA of Ectocarpus siliculosus, 1602 nucleotides long. The record is from the annotation of a GenBank genome assembly. NCBI's taxonomy places the organism in Eukaryota, Phaeophyceae, Ectocarpales, Ectocarpaceae.